Molecule: messenger RNA, 792 nt
Organism: Cornus florida
Lineage: Eukaryota; Viridiplantae; Streptophyta; Magnoliopsida; Cornales; Cornaceae
Product: ethylene-responsive transcription factor RAP2-11-like
Exons: 1
Coding region: 1-792 (263 amino acids)
Biological process (GO): regulation of DNA-templated transcription
Molecular function (GO): DNA-binding transcription factor activity; DNA binding
Source: RefSeq, a predicted model, not a curated record
AUGGCCGGAUCUGAAACUACAAAGACUAACCUUGUUAUGACUUCCACCACCGCCGCCGCUGCCAUGGCACAGCCGACGAAAUCUACAAUUCGUAGAUUUGUUGGUGUACGACAAAGGCCAUCGGGAAGAUGGGUUGCUGAGAUCAAGGAUUCUUCUCAACGUAUGCGACUAUGGCUUGGAACUUAUGACACCCCUGAGGAGGCAGCUCGAGCCUAUGAUGGAGCAGCCAGAGCACUGCGCGGAGAAAGGGCGCGAACCAACUUCACAGCAACUAAUUGGAACUCAAAUCAAUCUGGCUUAACACCAGAAUCAAAUGGGCGACAUGAGCUUAGCUUCUCUUCCUUCAAAGCCAAGCUAAGCAAGAACCCAGAGAGUGUAAUGGCUAGGUCAACAGAUAACAAGUCACCAAAGAGUAGGGUUAGUGAUCACUUCAGUACUUUUGCUAGCAUAUUCAACUUCAGGAGCUACCAAUACAAAAGUCCUGUGCAUAUCAAGAACACUGAGAAGGUUCAACCAAGCAUUAUGGUGCCCCACGUGGCUGAUGAUGCAGCCUCCCCUUCUUGGGAGAUCAGCUCUAGGGUGUCCGAUUGUAGCAACGAGUGUGUCAGAUUCCGGCAACACGGAAUGGAGUCAGAUGGGUCAGACUCCGGGGAUCAAAUGGUGGGUUGUAUGGAUAGUUCAGAGGAGAUCAGUAUCGGCAAGAGCUACAACAUUUCUAGGAGUAAGAGGUUCAAGGUUUCUUCUUCUGUGGUGGUUCCUCCAUCCUUUAGUCAAUCUCCAUAUGAUAUGUAA